Anopheles cruzii is the source of this 3418-nucleotide messenger RNA. Its product is annotated as sarcalumenin. Gene Ontology annotation, molecular function: GTP binding. The record is from RefSeq and is a predicted model, not a curated record. The transcript is spliced from 13 exons. Lineage: Eukaryota; Metazoa; Arthropoda; Insecta; Diptera; Culicidae. The coding region runs from base 150 to 3140 and encodes 996 amino acids.
GUCACAGGCGGGAGAUCGCGGAUCGAAAAAUUCGGCAACCACCGAGCAGCUCAGUCAUUUUGGCCAGUGAGUGAUUCUUCGAGCAUCGUCCGAAACGCACGCUUCAUAUGUAAGUGAAUACAAGUGACAUCGACGUAAUCUGUGUAAAAAUGAAGCGAUUUUCUGUGUGGGUCCUUUUGGGCCUUACACUACUUUCCCUUGGAACGUGUGGAUUUCUUGUGAAAGCUGAAACACCAAGCGAAUACGAAUGCAGACCAUACAUCGAGAAGGCGAUUCAGGAUUUGAAAUCUGAAUCAGCCGAGGUACCCACGGAGGAUGCUAGCCAAGAAGGUCCGAUCGACGUUACCAGUCAGGAGGAACAAGAUAACACAGCUGCUGAGGAACUAAGUACUGAGGAUACGGACACUGCCGGGGACGAUGCAUCUGAAGAAAUUACUCCCUCGGAGGAGGUGCAGGAACAGUUGUUUGCUGGCGAAGAUGAUGAAUACGCACCUGACUCCGAGACGCUAAAUGUUGAAGAUGAUACGGCAGCAGUCGAGUCAAACGCUAACUCUGAGGAAGAAGCAGUAUUAUCCGAGGAGCAGGACCAGCUUUUGGAUACGAAUGAUGAGGAUGGUGCAUCAGAAGAGUUAACUUCUGACGAAAACGAGGAAGAUGCAGAGCCCGCAGUGGCUUCUGAAGAAACAGCAGAUCAAGUAUUGGACACUGACGACGUAGACGACGAUACUGCCUCAGAAGAACUUUCCCAGUCAGAAGCGCACACAGAAGACGAGAGUCAGGAGCAGCAGCCCAGUAGCGCCGAAGAGCAGGACGACUCAAGUACAAAUAAUAUUGACAACGUGGACAAUGAAAGUAGCGAAGAUGAAGAUGAAAUUGCGACAGAAAGUGAAGAGGUCCAGGAUGGUACUGCCUCAGAAGAACUUUCCCAGUCAGAGGCCACAGAAGACGAGAGUCAGGAGCAGCAGCCCAGUAGCGUCGAAGAACAGGACGACUCAAGUACAAAUAAUAUUGACAACGUGGACAAUGAAAGUAGCGAAGAUGAAGAAGAAAUAGCGACAGAAAGUGAAGAGGACGGUGAAAAGCAAGAAGCAAGUAGUUUGGAUGAUGAUUUAAGUGAAGAAACUGUCAAAGGAAGUUACGACGAUUAUGAAGAGGAAAAUGAUGAAAAUGAUGAAAACCUAGAGGAUUCAGAGGAGGAUGUCGAUGACACCGAUUUGGACGGAGCUGCCUUGGAGGAGGCACCUGAUAGCGUGGACGAAGAUAACAUGACCGACAAAUUAACUACUAGCGAUGAGAAUGAGAUUCCCUCAAGUGGAGAGGAGGAAGUGGAGAGGAGAGGAGGGGAGGAAGUGGAGAGGAGAGUGGAUCAAGAAGUUAACGCAACAAGCGGUGAGGAGCAACAAGACUCUGAAACUGGUGCUGACGAUACUGCAGAUUCUGAGGAAACUGUAGUCGAUAGCGAGGAACAGAUCGUAGCCAGUGAGGAAGAAAACGCGGAUGAAGAUACCGAAGAUGAAGUAGUCACGGAGGCAUCGAAGGAAACGUCGGAAGAAGCAACUGAAACAAUAGCCGAAGAAGAUUCUGUAAGCACUGAAAAUCCGACUGAACCGGAAGAGGAAUCCACGGAAAACGAUGGACUGACUGCUGAAGAGGAAGCUGUAGAGCAAGAACUUGCAACAACUUUGGGAGAAGUAGAAGAAGCCGAAGCCGAAACCGAUUCAGAAGAUACCGAAACUGACUCUAAGGAAGAGUCGUUCCCCGAGGAAGAUCUUCUAUUGGAGUACGAAAUUCCAACAAACCUUAGAGAUACAUCGCACGUCUACGAGUUGCUGAACAUCAACGACGAUGCAUCAGACAGGGAGAAAGCGCUGCAAGAAACUGCGGAAGUUAUUUUGCGUGACCUUAAGCGUAUCUACGAUAGUUCAAUCAAGCCCCUAGAAACCCUGUACAAGUACCGCGACCUCAGCAACCGACACUUUGGUGACCCGGAGAUAUUCUCGAAACCUCUUGUGUUACUCAUGGGUCCGUGGAGCGGAGGCAAAUCAACAAUUUUAAACUAUCUGACUCACAAUGAAUACACACCUAAUUCUGUGCGAACAGGUGCUGAACCCUCGCCUGCGUACUUUAAUAUACUGAUGCAUGGCGACGAGCCGGAUGUAUUGGAUGGCACACAGUUGGCUGCUGAUUGGACAUUUUCGGGAUUGCAAAAGUUCGGACAAGGCCUGCUAGACCGGCUCCGUGGUCAAAGGCUUCCCAAUAAGUUGCUAGAACGGGUUAAUAUUGUAGAAAUCCCAGGAAUUUUGGAAGUACGCAAACAGGUUUCCAAAUAUUUCCCAUUCAAUGAUGCCUGCCAGUGGUUUAUUGAUCGAGCCGAUAUCAUCUUUCUGGUGUACGAUCCCUCGAAGCUGGAUGUUGGACCGGAAACCGAAGCAAUCCUCGAUCAGCUCAAGGGACGAGAAUAUCAGACACGAAUCCUGCUUAACAAGGCCGAUCAGGUGAAACCCGAGGAAUUGUUACGAGUUCAGAGUGCGUUAAUCUGGAAUAUCUCACCACUGAUGUCGUCUGCUCAACCUCCUGUAAUGUACACAGUAUCUCUGUGGUCCAAUCCCUUCGAAGUAGGUGCUCCUGUUCGUUUGUUGCAGGCGCAGGAACGAUCGCUACUGCUCGACUUGGGACAGGCAAUCGAUAAGAGAAUUGAAAACAAAAUCGCGAGUGCGCGCCGGUUUGCGGUUCGCGUACGAAAUCACGCAAAAAUGGUUGAUUGCUAUCUAACCACCUAUUACAAUCACAAGUCGCUGUUUGGCAACAAGAAACAAAUUUCAGAAAAGAUCAUUGCCAGCCCCCAGGACUAUCACAUUUACGAAGGCUUAUCAACGCUAACCAACAUCUCUCGAUACGAUCUGCCAGAUCCGGAAGUGUAUCGCGAUUUCUUUCAUUUGAACCCACUGUACGAUUUCAAAAAGCUUUCGGAAACAUGCACAUAUUUCCGUGGCUGUCCCAUCAAUAAGCUUGACGUGGCCAUUGCUUACGAUCUUCCCGAGCUCGUCGGCAAGUACAAGAAAAUGUCCGAAGCGGCUCUAGCAAAACUGCACGUGCUCACAUCAACGACCGAUUUCGGAAAAGGGAAAUCAAGUAGUUGAAGCUGAAGAGCACUAUUCGUACGAUCGAACCCAAAUGCAUUCAGUGCGUAAUGUUAAAGUAGUAGCGUAGAUUAUUCUUUGUAAUACUUUGUUUUCAUUCGUUCCUCGUUUCUCGCUUUUUCAAUAUUUUUGUUAGAAGCUAACGAAAAAGUAUAAUGUUCGCCCUUUUAUUCUGAUUUGUGAAUGUUUUUGUUGGUAAUGCCGGGGAUGAAUCGGGAUGCCCAUAACGAAAACAGUGUUUUCGAUGUUCCGUUCGAUUAAAUAUCUUUUCCAUAACA